CCUAUCAGUCACGAGAUGAAAAGUAAGACAGCCAACUUCCGAUUUCCUCCUUACCUUGAAGAGCAAGCCAAAGCUACUGCUGCAAUGGGAAAGCUAAUUUUGUUGUGUCUGAAAUUUAUGAUGCUAUGCAGCGCUGUCGAGGCUGUGUUUGAGGAUCAAGUAGGAAAAUUUGACUGGCGGCAGCAGUAUGUUGGCAAGGUUCGCUUUUCCCAUUUCGACACGCAUGUACAGUCAUCCAAAAAGGUGCUGCUGGCAACAGAGAAUAAUGUUUUUGCUGCGCUCAAUACCAGAACUGGAGACCUCUUCUGGCGACAUGUGGAUAAGACUGGACCAGAGGGAAAUAUAGACGCUCUUCUACAGCAUGGACAAGAUGCGGUGUUAGUGGUUGGUAAUGGCCGCCUGCUGCGCUCCUGGGAGAUAAAUGUCGGUGGAUUGAACUGGGAAGUUGUACUUGACUCUGGAAGUUUCCAGUCAGCAUGUUUAAUUGGACAGCAAGACAGCGUGAAACAUGUGGCUGUUUUGAAGAAAACUGUCAUCUCUCUCCAUUACCUUUCUAAUGGUCAUCAGAAAUGGAUAGAGAAUCUACCAGAAAGUGACACUGUGGAUUAUCAAGCCGUGUAUUCCGGUGGAAAUGGUGAAGUGUAUGCACUGGGAGUGGUUCCCCAUUCCCACAUUGCUAUUGUUGCUUACAGUGCAGAGGACGGAGAGAUAAUCAAGCAGAUCUCUGUUGAUGCUCCGUGGCUGUCAAACAUACAAGCAAGCUGUGUGGUGAUUGGCAAGGGGAUGCUGACGUGUGUGGACCCUUCAACUGUAUCCCUCUACAUGCUUGACUUGCACACGGAGUCAGAGAUGAGCCAAAUACUCUUGCAGUCACUGGGACUUGAAGUCGCCCCUGACUUCCGUCCAGUUCUGGUGUCCACCCAGCCCAACCCAGCCCGGCAGCCGCUGUCAGAGUUCUUCCUUCAGCUUGGUCCUGAACACUAUCUGCUUCUCCAGCUCAACAACGGGCAGAUAGUUACACUGAGGGAUUUCAAGCCUGCCAUGCUGGUUUCAUUUGCUACCACUGGAGAGAAGACUGUUGCUGCUGUUAUGUCACCCAAGAAUAAAACUGCAUGCAGUCUGAAUCUCUUUAGUGCAGAAACUGGACGCAGACUUCUAGACACAACACUGAUUUUUAAUUUGGACCCUAACGGUGGGAAACCAGAAAGGCUGUAUUUACAGGCAUUCCUCAAGAAGGAUGAUGCUGUUGGCUACAGGGUCAUGGUGCAGACAGAGGACCACACACUCACUUUCCUGCAACAGCCAGGGCGUGUAAUGUGGAUAAGAGAGGAGGCCCUGUCGGAUGUGGUGACAAUGGAAAUGGUGGAUCUGCCUCUUACAGGAACACAGGCUGAGCUGGAGGGAGAGUUUGGCAAAAAAGCUGCCAUUCAAGAUGGCUUGAUGUCCAUGGUGCUGAAGAGGCUCUCCUCUCAGCUCAUCUUGCUGCAGGCCUGGGUUGCCCAUCUCUGGAAGCUGUUCUACGAUGCACGAAAGCCUCGCAGUCAAGUUAAAAAUGAUGUGACCAUUGAGAACCUGUCCAGAGACGAGUUCAACUUGCAGAAGAUGAUGGUUAUGGUUACUGCGUCUGGGAAGCUCUUUGGGAUUGACAGCAAGACUGGCAGCAUUUUAUGGAGGCACUACCUGAACAACAUCCCAUCUAAUGCAGCCUUCAAACUAAUGGUUCAGCGGACUACUGCUCACUUCCCUCACCCGCCUCAGUGCACACUGCUCAUCAAAGACAAGGACACAGGCCUGGCCACACUCCAUGUAUUUAAUCCUAUUUUUGGAAAGAAAAGUCACAUCACUCCACCCGCUUUACCUCAGCCAAUACUUCAGUCACUGAUGCUGCCUCUCAUGGAUCAGGAUUAUGCUAAGGUCUUACUUCUUGUUGAUGACCAGUACAAGGUGUCUGCUUUUCCCUCUACGAAGAAUGUAAUGCAGCAGCUUCAGGAGAUGGCCUCGUCCAUAUUCUUCUAUCUUGUAGACUCCAGUCAGGGAAGACUUUUUGGCUACAGACUGCGAACGGACUUGUCAACUGAGCUGAUCUGGGAGGUUGUCAUCCCAACUGAAGUACAAAGGAUUGUCUCAGUCAAAGGAAAAAGGCCCAAUGAGCAUGUGCACUCCCAGGGCAGAGUCAUGGGAGACCGUAGUGUCCUGUAUAAGUACCUGAAUCCCAAUCUACUGGCUGUAGUGACCGAGAGCACAGACCUGCAUCAGGAGCGAAGCUUUGUCGGGAUCAUCCUCAUCGAUGGCGUGACUGGUCGCAUCAUCCACGAGGCCGUUCAGAGAAAGGCCAGAGGACCGGUGCAUGUUGUGCACUCUGAAAAUUGGGUGGUGUACGAAUACUGGAGCACCAAAUCUCGGAGGAAUGAAUUUUCUGUAAUUGAACUGUAUGAGGGGAUGGAGCUGUACAACAGUACCGUGUUCAGCUCACUGGAUCGACCACAUGCUCCUCAGGUGCUUCAACAGUCUUACAUUUUCCCCUCCUCCAUUUCUACCAUGGAGGCCACACUGACUGAAAAGGGCAUCACCAGCCGCCAUCUGCUCAUUGGCUUGCCAUCUGGAGGGAUUUUGUCAUUACCCAAGAUGUUCCUUGACCCUCGAAGGCCAGAAAUAGUAACUGAGCAAAGCCGUGAAGAGAACCUGAUACCAUAUGCACCAGAGUUGCCGAUCCGUACAGAGUGGUUCGUCAACUACAAUCAGACUGUAUCAAGAGUGCGAGGAAUUUACACUGCCCCCUCUGGACUGGAGUCGACCUGCCUAGUGGUGGCAUAUGGUCUUGACAUCUACCAGACACGGGUGUACCCCUCGAAGCAGUUUGAUGUACUAAAGGACGACUAUGACUACAUGCUGAUCAGCAGCGUUCUCUUGGCCCUUUUCUUUGCCACCAUGAUCAGCAAGCGCCUGGCAGAAGUCAAACUGCUCAACCGGGCCUGGCGGUAAAGUGACCGUCAAAAUCCCAUCUCUGACAGCCCCGAGGCUGCACGAAGGACCUCAGCCCGACGAGAUGAGACGGCUGGGGAACGUGCCUGUAGAAGAACACAGGUCAAAGUUCAAUAAGGCCCUUAUGGAACUACAGGGGUGAGGGAACGGUGGGUUGGGGUGAUGAAAGGAGGGAUUAGUAAAGGUUUUUUCUGUUUAUUUUUUAACUUAUUUUCCAAGCACAAGGAUUUAUUUCAUACUAGGAUUAACUAUUUUUUGUGCCAUGUCAUUUUGAUUCAAUGUUUAACUCUUAGCUGAUUUUGAAUGGAAACAGGCUUGGAUUUAAUCAACUGUGGAGUCUGGAAAUUCCUACACAUGUGAAAGUUAGAUACCUAAACAAUGUUAGUUUUUUCCAAGGUAACAUUUGUGACAUUUCCACUUGAUUAGAUUGGAGAGUGGAGAGUGAUAAUAAACGUGAGGGUCAGAGAAAAGGGAGACAGCAGACGUGAGCAUGAUUUGACCACAGUUGUAUGGUUUGUACUUUUAGCCUGCUGAAGCACCAUGACGUCCAGAUACCAUUUGGUUUGAUGGUAAAUGAACUGUGAAUAUGAAGUGUGAGGAGAUUUAUAACAUGGACAAGAAAUGGUUUUUGAAAACUUCAAAGGUUAUCAAAGACUCUCCUACCAAAGGCACAGUCUCACUGUCGUCACCAUCACGUUUGACUAAGGAAAAUUGCCAUCAUUAGCCUUUAUUUUCUGUACAUCAGUCAACCUGCAGCUCGUAUAUUUCUGAUCAUUUUUGAUCCACCACCAGGAACUACUGAUUCAUCAUUAAAAUUUCUGUCAGAACUCCA
Molecule: messenger RNA, 3814 nt
Organism: Scatophagus argus
Lineage: Eukaryota; Metazoa; Chordata; Actinopteri; Scatophagidae
Gene: emc1
Product: ER membrane protein complex subunit 1
Exons: 23
Coding region: 16-2982 (988 amino acids)
Biological process (GO): protein folding in endoplasmic reticulum
Cellular component (GO): EMC complex
Molecular function (GO): protein binding
Source: RefSeq, a predicted model, not a curated record